AUGUCUUACUUUGAAUUUGAAGUACACCGUAAUACGAAGAACAUGACUUUUCUCCCGAGAAAUACGGCGCAUGACGAGAGUCGUCAGCACAGAAAGGCGAACUGCAUUUAG
Messenger RNA from Colletotrichum truncatum, 111 nucleotides. NCBI's taxonomy places the organism in Eukaryota, Fungi, Ascomycota, Sordariomycetes, Glomerellales, Glomerellaceae. The record is from RefSeq and is a predicted model, not a curated record.